Arabidopsis thaliana (thale cress) is the source of this 895-nucleotide messenger RNA. RefSeq names its product basic leucine-zipper 5 (gene bZIP5). The record is from RefSeq and is marked reviewed. Gene Ontology annotation, molecular function: DNA-binding transcription factor activity; protein heterodimerization activity; sequence-specific DNA binding. Gene Ontology annotation, biological process: regulation of DNA-templated transcription. NCBI's taxonomy places the organism in Eukaryota, Viridiplantae, Streptophyta, Magnoliopsida, Brassicales, Brassicaceae. The transcript has a single exon. Gene Ontology annotation, cellular component: nucleus. Bases 87 to 557 code for a protein of 156 amino acids.
CCCUUUUCCCCUUCUAAUCUCUCUCGCAUCUCUACAUUUUGAGAUCAUUUUAAAUUGUCCUCUCUUUUAUUUUCCGGUUAAGCACCAUGAUGUCUACUAUUUCCCCGGUUUUCUCAACCGAACCGGGUCUAUUAACCUCUGUCCUCCCAGCUUUUGAAACCAGUUUCACUCCAUGGGACAUUUCACACCUCUUCUCGGUCUUCGAUUCAUUAAUCGAUCCAAAACCGGUUUCGACCCAUGACUAUGGUUCAGUAAACCAGAUCGGUUCAGACAUGUCUCCGACCGACAAUACCGACGAGCGGAAAAAGAAACGGAAAUUAUCGAACCGGGAAUCGGCUAAGCGGUCAAGAGAGAAGAAACAAAAGCACUUGGAGGAGAUGAGUAUCCAGCUAAACCAACUCAAAAUUCAGAACCAAGAAUUGAAGAACCAGCUUCGGUACGUUUUAUACCAUUGUCAACGAACGAAGAUGGAAAAUGAUCGUCUACUUAUGGAGCACCGUAUACUGCAUGAUAAGUUGUUGAACAUCAGACAAGUUUUGAUGUUUCGUCAAACCUAACGAAGCUCAUCAAACUGUGCCACUUGGCCUUGUAAUAACAGUACUGUUGUUACGGUCCAGCAAGAUCCGUCGAUCAUGUUAUCAUAAGUUGAGGUUUCUGAAAUUGUUUCGACGGUAAAAUGGGAACAAUUUGUAAAAACAAUUAUUGAAAAAUGCAUGGAUAUACGUUAUCAAAUUAGAUUUCGUUUUUUAUAUAUUAAUAAAUAAAUAAUUAAUUAAUUAUAUUGACGUGUUUAAAAUUGUUAACGAAGAAAUGGGUUACUGGCAGAAUUUGUCGAUAACCUUUAUCUACUUGUUUCUUUUCACUAUUCUUUUCGUUUAGCUUUGUUGAAUAUACC